Pseudophryne corroboree (corroboree frog) is the source of this 8378-nucleotide messenger RNA. RefSeq lists its product as uncharacterized. The record is from RefSeq and is a predicted model, not a curated record. Lineage: Eukaryota; Metazoa; Chordata; Amphibia; Anura; Myobatrachidae. The transcript is spliced from 5 exons. The coding region runs from base 876 to 2369 and encodes 497 amino acids.
UCUCCCAUUAUGACCGUGUUACUGGGCCGGGUGCCUCUACAAAUAACAGUCACAUAUCCCGGGGCGAAUCGCGCCUUUUUUUCGUCCGUUUAAAAUUCGCCUGCACUCGACAGCCGCAGCCCUGCCGCCGGGACCAUGAAUUCACCAUAUGCAAUGCAUAACGGAUUCGACACACCCCUUGGCGGAUAACGGCCCAAUCGGCGAGUAGUGGGCGUCCCGAAUUCGACUUCCCGACGAAAGCAGCCCUUUAUUAGGGCUUGUUUGCUGCGUGCUCUGCAGCCAUUUUGUGAACCUGCAGAGAGGUGUGAGGAGGUGCAGAGCUAGCAAAUUGGUUGUUUGCUGUGUUAUCGUUUGGACACCCCAGCAGGCUUUAUUCCAGGACAGACAGGAGGAUACCUGUUACCCCGGAGGAGAGCCAUUUUAGGAGCUUUUACAACAUUUGUAGAGAUGUCCAGGGACAAGCGGCCCCGAUCCCCCCCUUCCCCCACCCACUCUGAUCUAUCCCUGCAUAGCAACGAGGAGUGGGAGCCGACCCAGGAGGGGGAUACGACCGACCAGGCAUGCAGUGACCAGCCGCGGUCGUCAAGGGCUAAUGAGAAGUCUAAGAAAAAGCCUAGUAGAAAGGCAAGAAGCCAGCCAGAGGAGCAGUCGGAGGAGGAAGCCUCUGGUGAAGAUGCAGGACCUAAAAAGCAGCGUGGACCCAGAUACACUGAGGCGGAAACUGUGCUCUAGUGGAUGGCGUCGACAGGUCCUACGACGUUCUGUAUGGACCAAGGGCACAGACCACAGCAGCUAGGACAAAGCGAAGCAUCUGGGAUUCCAUCGCGAGCCAAGUCACUGCAGUAUCUGGAAACCGCCGGAGCACCAGAAACUGCAUGAAGCGGUACAGUGAUUGCCGCAGACAGACCAAGAAGAAGAUGGGGAUUCAGCGCCGACAUGAGACGGCUACGGGAGGUGGCCCGGCUCUCAAUCUGAAGUGGCUACCCUGGGAGAAUGUUAUUAGAAGGCGCAUGAACCCUGCCAUGGUCGAAGGAGUUCGCGGAGGUGUGGACUCUAGCCGUCCUGCUGGCUUUCCCCAGGAGGAAGAACCGCCCAGAAGACGGAACAAGGCGGGAGAUAAGCAGUCCAAAAGGAGGCCUGAUGACAGGCCUGCCCAGAGGACAUCACCUGCGCGCAGGACAUCGCCAGCGCGCGGACCGACACCUGCGCAGCAGGCAUCGACAGCAGCGCGCGGGCCGACACCUGCGCAGCAAGCAUCAGGAGCGCGCAGAUCUUCACCUGUGCGCCACAGAUCGUCAUCGCGCAGUUUGUCACCUGUGCACCAGACGACGUCGGCGCGCAGACUAUCACCUGUGCGCCAGACAUCAGCGCACAGAACUUCACCUGUGCGCCAGACACCGUCGGCGACCACACCACAAGAUGGGCGCCAAACUACAGCUCCUGCGCGCAGGCCAUCACCAGAUCGUCGUCUCUCCAGGAGCUCUGGGACUGUGACUGAAGAGCCUCAAGACACAACCCUUGUGGACCCAUCACCCGAUCUGUUUGAGUCUACAGGGUUAACAGACGAGACUUUUCUUGGGUUUGAGGACAGCCGUGCAGACGUAUCCAGCCAGACCCUUGAAAAGUCUUCAGAUACGAGGACAAGUGAAGCUCCUGGAGCAGCGGCACCACAGGAUGGAGAAGCUGCCCAAAUGCAAGUGGUGGCAGACGUCCAGGAAGGGCAGAAUCCCUCAACUGUUCAGAGGGUUCACACCCUGGCAUCGGAGAUUACUUCCCGCCAGGAUACGUACACAAAUGUCGUUGGAGGCAGACUGGACAACAUUGAGAGGACAAUGGAGAAGAUGUCAAACAGUCUGCUUGAAAUGCAGAAGGCUCUUGCCGACAGCACGGCCACAAUGCUACAGGUCAGAAUGGAAGAUCAUAGGGAGACUAUGGACGUCCUUCACAUUCUGGCCGAAUCCAUGAGCCGGCUCGUGGAGAACACAACAUGUCUGGCACACAGCAAUACCAACAUGUCGGAGAGCCAUCGACAAUCCUCAUCCAGCCAACAGCUCAUCGCAACAACACUGCAGAUGAUCGAUGACAAGCUCCCAGAAUCAGCUCAUCAACACGCUGGUGAUCCACCAUUUCCGCCGUCGCAAGCCACAAGGACGCCUCGUACCCUUCCUCAACUACCAUCCCAGUACAGACAGUCACAGAUGUACCAGGGAUAUACAGGGAUGUACCCCACCCACCAGAUGCCUCCACCACCGGCCGCCACAUCUACAGCCGCAUGGGCACAGAGGCCCAGUCAACGCACUAACCAGCCUCCCAGGACAUCGACACCCCACCAGGAGGAACACCAGGAUCCGGACAGACUUCCACCAUAAGCCCGGUCGUAUUGUUUUAUUUACUUAUAUGUUUUUCAUGUAUCCCUUUCUUCCCCUCCCAUUAGUUUUUUUUUCUUCUUACUAUUGUUUUUUCUUUGUUGGGCUUCCCCACCCGUGACCGGGUACUACCAAGGAGCUUUGUGUAGGCAUACAUGCGCGGGCAUGUAUGCGGGCGCGUGUGGUAACGGAUGAAAGCUCCUUGUGGCUACAUGUAUGAUGGGCCAAAGAGCAAUUCUGAUACCACUUUUUUACCCAAAAAAUCCUUUUUGUAAUGGUGUACAAUAGGCUUUCACUGUUGUGUGAAUUUACUAUUCACUAGUGUGUGUUUUUGGCUUAAGCCGUCCAUUGAUUUUAUUAACGCUCUCGCCCUUCACCCCCUACCCCCUUUUCUCCCCAAUAAACACUCGGACAACUGAAUUGCGAUUUAAAAGGUCACAGCCAAAUUUAUUGAUCGAAUUAGAAUUGGUACUCUAUAAGUGGGUGGCGAGAAAGCAGUGCGUACCCCCGGCUACAGCCUACAUAUUAAUUUCUCUUAAAUUAAACAACGGGGCGGAACCUAAGUCCCGCCCUUGCGCAAGUUAGCUGAGCGGUACCACUUCCCACCAUUGGCAUAGCACCGGUCCACCCUUAAGAUGACGACCGUGUCGGCCCUUGAGGCCACGACAAACUCGCUGAGUAUCUGGGGGAAGUGCCGGCCAACCGACGUUGCGCUUCUACAGACUGCCGAGGAGCACUGCUUGCCGCGCCUGCUGGACCUCUUUUGCCAGACCAUAAUUAAAGACCGAAUUGGCCUGACGGUGCCUCCACCGGACGUAAACCUAAUUUCAAAUUCCAGUUACCUCACCUUUGCCCUGGUGAUAAUUAAAAUUCUGGACUGGCCUACCGGUGCCACCACCGAAAAUAAAAAACAAUUCAAUUCCUAAAUACCAGGGCCAAUUGCCCUACCAACUGGGCAGGAGGGUGGGUGCCUUCUUGGAUCCUUGAUCAGCAUGAAAGAGGGAGCCUGCCUGGCAUUCCUGGUCUUUUGUACCUCCCAGGUAACUCUCCUCCCCUUUUUCCUAUAGGAUGCUGCUAUGCUACCUGUUCUAUCCACCCCCUCCCCCUCCCCUCCCCCUUUCUCCCAUUCCCUGCCCCAGGCUUCCUUCUUUUAAAAAACCCAGGACGCUUAUUUAUUCUCAGGCCUAUUUGGCCAUCGAAUUCUUUAAGCCGUCCAUUGAUUUUAUUAACGCUCUCGCCCUUCACCCCCUACCCCCUUUUCUCCCCAAUAAACACUCGGACAACUGAAUUGCGAUUUAAAAGGUCACAGCCAAAUUUAUUGAUCGAAUUACAAUUGGUACUCUAUAAGUGGGUGGCGAGAAAGCAGUGCGUACCCCCGGCUACAGCCUACAUAUUAAUUUCUCUUAAAUUAAACAACGGGGGCGGAACCUAAGUCCCGCCCUUGCGCAAGUUAGCUGAGCGGUACCACUUCCCACCAUUGGCAUAGCACCGGUCCACCCUUAAGAUGACGACCGUGUCGGCCCUUGAGGCCACGACAAACUCGCCGAGUAUCUGGGGGAAGUGCCGGCCAACCGACGUUGCGCUACUACAGACUGCCGAGGAGCACUGCUUGCCGCCAUAGCCUGGUUCCUAGAACCCAGGCCCGCCACCCGCUGCUACCACCGGCCUCCCACUGACGCUUUCUGCUAUGUCGCCCAAGAAUAAAGCUAAACCGCUCUCUGUCAGGUGUACUCCGUCUUGCCUAAACAGCCCUUCCUCUCCGUACCUCAACAACGGGUGCCUGGCGAUCGUAUCGCCUUCUCCCGUUAAGAGACGGGCUACGGCCUUGUUCACCUUCCUUCUGACCCUUUCUAGCCCCGGGCCCCCCUGUGCCCUUGGGACUAUAUCCGACCAUGUGAUCCCUGUACUAGGCCACCGGCCCUUCAUCCAUUGUAUGUCGGCUUGGAUUGCCAUAAUCAGCUCUCUCCCCUUGCUUUUUCCCAGAUCGUUGCCCCCUAGGUGUAUGACCACCCUCUCUGGUAUUCCCUGUGGCUCGUUUUUUAACAACAGGUCCCGCAGCCCGUUCCACCUCAAACCUCUGAUGCCUAUCCAUUCCACCUUCGCCCCCCACUUUUGUGCUAGGUUCCCUGCUGAUUUGUGUCUGCUGGCCCAGUAAAUAUACGAGUGGCCGACCAUCCAGACUCUCCAGUCCUUGUUUUGCCCUCCUGAAAAGUAGAAUUACACAUAAUCGUUACCCCCUGUUCUAUGCGGACCUAUGGUGCGAACUUUCGCGCGACCCAUAUGAAGGUGAAAACCACAAAACCUCUUUUUGUUUGAGGGCAAAAUUGGAAAGUCAUUCAUUCCCCCAUUUAUGGCGGGCAGCUUAAGGCCUUGGGUUUCGCGAAAGUCGCCGCGCGCCUGCCUCCUAGUCUUGUUCCUCUGCGCGCAAGUAAACCUUGUACGCUCCUGAUUUCCACCUGCCCAACUUUUUAAUCUCGCCUGCUGACAACCCUUCUGCCUCCGCACAAGUUGCCGCUCCUAUCCUAAAGGAAUGGGUACCGUACUGCCCCAGGGGAAGCUGCAAAGCCCUCAGGACUUUCUUGAAUAUGCUUUGGAACUGAAAUUUAGUCAGGGGGGAUCCGCUAUCAUGCACUAGCCACUGCGGCCAGGGCCCCUGUGGGCGUUUUCGCUCGUAAUCACUUGCUAGUGUCACUGCGCAUGUGCUUUCCUCUUCCUGUCUGCCUAUCGCUACCCAGCGCCCCCGGCCUAACUGAUCUGUUUUUGACUUGUGUAUUUUGCAGAGCACCCUAUCCUUUUCCACCACUACGUUGCCUGACAAUAGCCCAGAAUCCUUUGAACUCUUGGAGCUCGCUACCAGCUCCCCUACCCUGAAGGCUCCAAAGAAGGCGAGGGAAAAAGCCAGGCGGAAUAGCCCUGGUUCGUACUCGUCCGCUGCGAUGUGACUGACUAUUUCUAUUAAGCUCUUAAGCAUGGGGCGGCCUAUGGGCCUGCGUACGUCGCCUGCCGUUGCUUGCUCUCUUGCCCACCCUUUUAGGGCUUUCGCCAACAAAAAUGACUUUGUAGGGUCCUCCUCCCCUCUAAGCUUUGAGACGUAUGCAAUCCCUGCCAAUGUUGCGGACAUUGCCGCCUUAGACCUCCCCUCGCUAUACCCCUGCCACACGUACUCCAACAGUUCCUCGCGAGCGUUCUUACCCGCCUCUCCUUUUCCUAUCCUGAACGCCUGCCAUUCGCUGAAAGCCGCCUCGUACGUCCUCAGCGUCCGCGGUGCCACUGCCUUUCGUGCUAGUCUUGCUAGCCCGGCUUGAUAAUCUGCCAGAUAUAAUCAGGACAGCGUAAACCCUCUGCCCUGGCUUGUGGCGCGAGCGUCCUGAAUCUACCCCACUGUAACCUGGAAAGCGCAUUCGCAAUCUCAUUUUCCACCCCCGGGACGUGGCGCGCUAUGAAGUCUAUGUUCUUUUGCAAGCAGCGCAGCACUAGGUGCCUCAGUAGCCUGAGCGCUUGUGGUGAUUCCACUUUCUGGUUGGUUAUCGCCUGUACCACCCCUAAGUUAUCGCACCAAAACACUAUGCUUUUGUUCGCCAACCUGUCUGCCCAUAACUCCACCGCCACUAUUAUCGGGAAGAGCUCCAGCAGCAACAUAUUUUUUGUCCACCCGGCCGCUCGCCAUGCCUCCGGCCAGGGCUGGGCACACCAUUCCCCUCCCAAGUAAGCCCCAAAGCCGACUGCCCCAGAGGCGUCGGUGUACAAUUGUAGCCCUGUGCUAUGCACCGGCUCGGGCAGCCAUAUCCGGAACCCAUUGAAGCCCUUUAGGAAUUCCAACCAUACCUGCAUGUCCUGCCUCAGCUCGCUUGAUAUGCGUAUGUUAUAUCGUGCUUUCUUGACCCCGCAGGUCGCCUUCUCUAACCUGCGACAAAACACUUUGCCCAUGGGAAUGACCCUGCAUGCGAAAUUCAACAAACCUAACAGUGACUGCAUCUGUUUAAGAGUGACUUUUUUCGCCCCUGCGCAUUCCUGCAGCCUGCCCCUCAGCUUUUCUAUCUUCUCGACCGGUAGCCGACAAAGGCCAAGCUUCGUGUCGAUCUCUAUGCCCAGAAACGUUAGCCUUGGUGUGGGCCCCUCAGUCUUCUCUGCUGCUAUCGGGACCCCUAGCUGUCUAAAAAGAGCCUGUGUCGAGAAUAAUAGCUCCUUGCACUCCUGGCUGCCCUUAGGGCCCAUUAGCAGGAAGUCGUCCAGGUAAUGUGUUACCCCCUUCGCGCCUGUCCCUGCCCUUACGCACCAUUCUAGGAAUGAGCUGAACCGCUCGAAGAAAGCGCAGGAAAUAGAGCAACCCAUUGGCAAGCAUUUGUCUAUGUAGUAUUGCUCCCCUAGUUUAAAACCCAUGUACUUGAAGGAAUUUGGGUGGAGUGGUAGCAGGCGAAAUGCGGACUCGAUAUCCACUUUCGCUAGCAACGCCCCUUUUCCGCAAGCCUGUACCAUCGCUAGUGCCUGCUCGAACGAUUGGUAUGAGACGCUACAAGCCUGGGGGUCUAGGGCAUCGUUUAUUGAUUCUCCUUCUGGAAAAGAUAGGUGCUGAAUCAACCGGAACUUCCCUGCCUCCUUCUUAGGGACGACCCCUAACGGUGAGACGCACAGCCCUUCUAGUGGCGGCGAGGGGAAUGGGCCAGCCAUGCGCCCCAGCUGAAUUUCCCUGUCUAUUUUGGCCCUGACCACCUCCGGGAAAUCUCUUGCUGACUUUAAAUUCCUCUUAGCUACUGCUGACACUGGCCUCUCUAGUGGCAACUUGAAACCCUCCAUGAACCCCUUUUCCAAAAAGUCCGCCUCCCCUCUUAGCGGGUAGCGGCCUAGCCAACGCUGUAGCGGCUCAGUAUUUAUUGGGGAGGGCGCCUUGCUUAUCCCCCCCUUUGCCUUGGGCACGACUGCAGUCUUUGGCUGGGUGAUUUGCGUUGCAGCGCAUGCAUGUGUGUUUGUAACGGCAACCCGCUCCCCUGCUGCAUAUGGCGGAAUUAAACGCAUAGCAUUUUCCUUUUGCUGCGGCGCUACCGCCUGCUUUUGUCAGAAAGGGCUGCCUGCGCCGCCUGAUUUGUGACUUCUAGCCAAACUUCUACGUCUUUCACCCCAAAGCUAAUAACCUUCAACCCUUCCUGUUUUUUCCUACAUUUUUCGUCAUAUUGUCUCCAAACCCAUGCUCUGGCCGUCAUGUACAUGCUAUGUAUCAUGUGCAUGUAACGGAGGAUGUUCAAUGCUUCGGCCGGCCUCGAUUCAAUGUAGCAUGCCGCGAAAACAUACAUACCAUCCGUCCAAUGCGCGUAAUCUCUCCGCGCCUCCUCCUCCCUUGUGCCCGCUGCCUUAGCCGCAUCUAGACUGCGUUUCGCUUCCUCCGUCAUUGCGAAAACGUCCACGAACUUCCCCUUACGUAUACCAUCCUUUAUCUUUGGCCUAAUCCCCCUCAAUAUCGCUGUAUUGGCGCAGUGCACCAUGCUCUCUUGCGAAUCUGGCCCCGCGUCCCCCCUCUUCCCCGCUUCCUUGCUGCGCUUCUUGCUACUCCUUUUGCGUUUCAAAUAUUUUCUGAACUGUCGCCGCCUUUCGGCGGAGCUAGAUGAGUCGCUAGAGUCGGUGUAUGAGUCGCUACUGCUUGAAGAAGACUUUUGCUCACCUGUUCCUGAAGCCGAGGGUGUCUGGUUGACCUUCUCUGCCGCUCCGUUCUGUCCCUCGUCGCGCAGCGCGCCCGCCGCGACUUGAUCCGAUGAUGACCCGGCUGCCGGUUGUCUACCUUCUAUGGAGGCUGGAACCUGUAAACUCACAGAGGACAUGUGUAACGUAUCCGCUGGUUGCGACUGAGGCUGCUCCGCCGGGUGCCGCUGCUGCUGCCCUCCUAGCGGCUGGAGGGCCUGUGCCCCAUGGUUCUGUCCGCGGUCUCCUGACCCCAAACUUCCGCUGGCCCCCGCCCCCAUUGCUUGACCCUGCUGCUGCUGCGGCCCGCUCUCUAAGGGGAGGGGUAGCCCGCAUGGCUGG